AUGUUGGCAAGUGUAAUGGCUCCCCUGUGGGCCUGCAUCCUGGUGGCUGCAGGAAUUCUAGCCACAGACACACAUCAUCCCCGGGAUUCUGCUCUGUAUCAUCUCAGCAAGCAGCUAUUACAGAAAUAUCAUAAAGAAGUGAGACCAGUUUACAACUGGACCAAGGCCACCACAGUCUACCUGGACCUGUUCGUCCAUGCUAUAUUGGAUGUGGAUGCAGAGAAUCAAAUAUUAAAGACAAGUGUAUGGUACCGAGAGGUCUGGAAUGAUGAAUUUUUAUCCUGGAACUCCAGCAUGUUUGAUGAGAUUAGAGAGAUCUCCCUACCUCUAAGUGCCAUCUGGGCCCCUGAUAUCAUCAUCAAUGAGUUUGUGGACAUUGAAAGAUCCCCUGACCUUCCCUAUGUUUAUGUGAACUCAUCUGGGACCAUUGAGAACUAUAAGCCCAUCCAGGUGGUCUCCGCAUGCAGUUUAGAGACAUAUGCUUUUCCAUUUGAUGUCCAGAAUUGCAGCCUAACCUUCAAGAGCAUUCUGCAUACAGUGGAAGACGUAGACCUGGCCUUUCUGAGAAGCCCAGAAGACAUUAAGCAUGACAAAAAGGCGUUUUUGAAUGACAGUGAGUGGGAACUUCUAUCUGUGUCCUCCACAUACAGCAUCCUGCAGAGCAGCGCUGGAGGAUUUGCACAGAUUCAGUUUAAUGUGGUGAUGCGCAGGCACCCCCUGGUCUAUGUCGUGAGUCUGCUGAUUCCUAGCAUCUUUCUCAUGCUGGUGGACCUGGGGAGCUUCUACCUGCCACCCAACUGCCGAGCCAGGAUUGUGUUCAAGACCAGUGUGCUGGUGGGCUACACCGUCUUCAGGGUCAACAUGUCCAACCAGGUGCCGCGGAGUGUAGGGAGCACCCCUCUGAUUGGGCACUUCUUCACCAUCUGCAUGGCCUUCUUGGUUCUCAGCUUAGCUAAGUCCAUCGUGUUGGUCAAAUUCCUCCAUGAUGAGCGGCGUGGUGGACAGGAGCAGCCCUUCUUGUGCCUUCGAGGGGACACCGAUGCUGACUGGCCUGGAGUGGAACCCAGGGCCCAGCGUGCUGUGGUAACAGAGUCCUCGCUGUAUGGACAGCACCUGGCCCAGCCAGGAACCCUGAAGGAAGUCUGGUCGCAGCUUCAAUCUAUCAGCAACUACCUCCAAACUCAGGACCAGACAGACCAACAGGAGGCAGAGUGGUUGGUCCUCCUGUCCCACUUUGACCGACUGCUCUUCCGAAGCUACCUUUUCAUGCUGGGGCUCUACGCCAUCACUCUGUGCUCUCUCUGGGCACUGUGGGGUGGUGUGUGAAGACUGAAGUGUUCUGAUCUCAAUAAUUGUGCUGGCACUUAGAACAGAGAAGACAGGGAAUAAUAGUGGGUUAAAAAGCUUUCUGGGUUGGGUGUGGUGGCUCUUGCCUGUAGCCCCAGUGCUUUGGGGGGCCACAGCAGGAGGAUUGCUUGAGCCCAGGAGUUCGAGACCAGCCAGGGCAACAUAGUGAGACGGCAUCUCUACCAGUCAGUAAAUAAAUAAAUAAAUAAAUAGCUGGGCAUAGUGGCUCAUGCCUGUACUCUCAGCUACUUGGGAGGUUGAGGUGGCAGGAUUGCUUGAGCCCAGGAUUUCAAGGCUGCAGUAAGCCAUGAUUGCACCACUGCAGCCUGGGCGACAGAGCAAGACCCUGUCUCAAAAAAAAUAAAAUAAAAGGCUUUCUGCCGUCAUUGCCUCUCCAUUGAGUCCAGCUUCAUACACUUAAUAGUCUGCUGUGUGACCCAGGAAUCAUAUGUUCAUGAAAAUGUAUAAGCAGUAUGAGUAUACAGUAAAAAAGUAAACUUUCCUUCUUAUCCCAGUCCACUCACCCAAAGUAACCACUGUUAGUAAUUUCUUCCAGAAGAUUUCUAGGCACACGCUUGCAUUUAUGUAUGCUUAAGCAGUUUUUAAAAAAGUGUAAGAUGGCUCCAUCUUCCAGCCCUGCCUUGGCCAUUUAUUCAGUCACCCAUUCAACAAAACCUUUAUUGAGUAUUAAGUCCUAGGCAUUAUGUUAGGCACACCAGAGAAUACAAAAUAAGUCAGCACAGGUUAUUAUUCAUUUGAUGUGAUUCCCAUGGUCAACCUGGUACCAACCAACCAGAACAUAAAAUUCCUGCCAUAUCCCUCCCCUUCUGAGGCUCUUGUUACCACUUCCUAGCUAAGUCCACUGCCUCCACCCUCUUCCUGUGCCUCCUCAGCAGUGCAUCCCCACUGGAGAGAACCCAGGUGCCAAGACUUCUCUCUCUGUCUCUCUCUCUCUUUUUUUUUUUUUUUUUGAGGCAGAAUCUUGCGCUGUCACCAGAUUCGAGUGCAGUGGCGUGAUCUUGGCUCACUGCAACCUCGGCCUCCUGGGUUCAAGCAAUUCCCCUGCCUCAUCCUCCUGAGCAGCUGGGACUACAGGUGCAUGCCACCACACCCAGCUAAUUUUUUGUAUUUUAGUAGCAGGUGCCAAGGCUUCUAAGCCCAGUCUAGCACAUCAUUUAGUCCACACACAAGGGGCAACGCACGGAGUGGGAGGACAGGCAUAGCCCACGGUCCUUUGCUUCAAGGAAGUUAUAAUCCACUGUCCCUGAACUAGUCAGCUAGGAAAUACUACACACUAAGUAGCUUUAAGAGAGAUUUAUUUUCUCACCAGUCUGGAAGCUAGAAGCCUAAGAUCAAGGUGCAAACAGGGUGGCUUUCUUCUGAGCCCUCUCCUUGGCUUGCAGGCUGCUGACUUCUUGCUGUGUUUUCACAUGACCUUUCCUCUGUGCGUGCUUAUGUCUGUGUCCAGAUUUUCUCCUCUAACAAGGGCACCAGUGUUGUUGGCUUAGGAUCCAUCCUAGUGACUUCUUUUAACCUUAAUCACUUUUUCAAGGCCCUAUGUUCAAAGAGUCAUAUUCUGAGUACUAGGGGUUAGGAUGUCAACAUAUGAAUGUUGGGGAGUGGGCAGCAGACAGAGGGGACAUAUUUCAGCCCAUAACACUAGUGAUUCUGGAGGUUUAGGAAGUCCAGAAUCUGCAGAGUAGGCUGGCAGGCUGGAGGCCUGGGGAAGAGUUGCAGUUUGAAUCCAAAAGUGGCAGAAUUUCCUUUUCUUCCAGGAAGGUGAGUCUUUUUCUAUUAAGGCCUUCAACUGAUUGGAUGAGGUCCACGAUAUUAUAGCCAGUAAUCUGCUCUACUCAAAGUCUACUGAUUUAAGUGUUAAUCUCAUCUAAAAAUUACCUUCCUGGAAACAUAUAGAAUAAAGUUUGACUAAAUAUCUGUGUAUCAUGGUCUAGCUAUGUUGACACAUAAAAUUAACCAUCACAGUCCUGACGGCCACUUAGCUUCCCAUCUAUGUCUACACUCACCCAUCCAGAACAGGAGAGUCCUGGUCACCCUGGCACUUGGGUAACUAAUCAACUUCCAACCCAUACUCUCCAGUAGCCAAAUAUGUAUUAUGGCCUCAUAACGUGAAUCCUAAGAUUAGAAUUAAACCCUCCCACAAAAUGGCCUUCUUUUUGUAUUUGACUUUAUUUGCCUCUUCCAUUGUUUUCUAUCAGAGUCUUCAAUCCAGCCAAGCCAACCUGCUUGCCAUCCUCUUCGGGAAAGGGUUUAUUUCCAUCUAAGCUUCUACUUCUAUCUAACGUAUUCUUCUCUUGCUUUGCCAAUCUGUAUUUCAACUCUGUCCUAGAGCCCUGCUCAAAACAGCCUUCUUCCCCACUUCCUUUUCACCCAAUCCCCCGACUCCCCACUUACCUCUACCUUUAGUCUUACCUUACCUUGUAUCCUUCUCUCUUUGAAUGCUUUAUGCCCUUGUGUGUGUGUGUGUGUGUGUGUGUGUGUUUGUGGUUUGUCAUGUAGAUAACACACUCCUAGAAUAGUUACCUUAUUUUCUCCUUCUCGUUUAAUGCCCCAUCUAUGCCCAGGUCCACACAGAGUUUUAUAUCAUAUGGUGAUUCUGCAAUAACUAUUGCUGGGAGAUUCAUUCUAGCUCACUGCUGAUAGUGGACAUGUAUCUAGUGUGUUUUCCCAAGUCUAAGAGGCAAAAUCUAUCCAAGGUCAGACCCCCAGUCUCUGGGCAUCCUUCCCUCUCUCUCAUCUGGUGCCAUCAUCUAAAGGUCGACGGGUAGAAAACAGUGGGCUGUGUGAUAGUCAUCAGUCUUAACACUGUCAGCAGAAGACACAAAAGUCCAAAAGCUCUUUGCUAGAAACUUUUUCCAGCACUAAAAUUGCCUUUAGAAAAAUCUGCCCCCCUCCAUCCCCCCGAAGAAAAAGAAUUUAAAUUCAAACAGCCUUUACCUGCAUCCUUCGUCUCUCAUUACGUCCCAGUUAGUGCUCAGCGCCAAUUGUCCAUGAAAUUCCACUGCUGCUGUUAAUGAAAUGAAGAACAUAAGAAGUUUGUGAACAGGAAGUGUCCAUGCAAACCUCCACCUGUUUCCUUCCUCACUUCCUACUUUCUACUGCUAGCCUCCUCUGCUUUGGUGUGCUCAGUUAGGCAUCAUGGUCCUGAUGGCCCCUUAGCUUCCCAUCCACGUCGAUUCUGGCUUUCUCCACUUUCUCCUCCAGUUAACAGAGGAGGAAAGGAGGAAAAGGCCUGCGGUGAACUCCUCACUGUGGGGUCUCUCUCCUUCCCAACUAUGUCUUGGAGAAAGCACCAGUGUCAGAGUCAGGAGUCCUGAUGAUUACAGUCCUGGCUCUGCCAUUAUCUAGCCAGGGGACCUCUGUGAGCUUAACUUCUCAGACUUCAACUUACCUUAUUCGAAAUUGGGGCUGUUUAUAUUUGCUCUACCCCUAUCACUGAGUCAUGAGGAUCAAAAUGAAAGAAUGUAUUGAACAACGCUUUGAAAAGUAAAUAAUGGGGCGCGGUGGCUCACUACUAUAAUCCCGGCACUUUGGGAGGCUGAGGCGGGCGGAUUACCUGAGGUCAGGAGUUUGAGACCAGCCUGACCAACAGGGAGAAACCCCAUCUCUACUAAAAAUACAAAAUUAGCCAAGCAUGGUGGCACAUGCCUGUAAUCCCAGCUAUUCAGGAGGCUGAGGCACGAGAAUCGCUCAAACCUGGGAGGCGGAGGUUGCGGUGAGCUGAGAUCAUGCCAUUGCACUCCAGCCUGGGCAACAAGAGCUAAACUCCGUCACACACACACACACACACAAAAGUUGAAAGUGCUUUGGGAGGGGGGAGGGAUAGCACUAGGAGAUAUGCCUAAUGUUAAAUGAAGAGUUAAUGGGUGCAGCACACCAACAUGGCACAUGUAUACAUAUGUAACAAACCUGCAUGUUGUACACAUGUACCCUAAAACUUACAGUAUAAUAAAAAAAAAGAGAAGUAAAUAAUGCAUCACAAAAUAAAGAUAAGACCUGCUUGCUAUCAACA
Molecule: messenger RNA, 5377 nt
Organism: Symphalangus syndactylus (siamang)
Lineage: Eukaryota; Metazoa; Chordata; Mammalia; Primates; Hylobatidae
Gene: HTR3B
Product: 5-hydroxytryptamine receptor 3B
Biological process (GO): monoatomic ion transmembrane transport
Cellular component (GO): postsynaptic membrane
Molecular function (GO): transmembrane signaling receptor activity; extracellular ligand-gated monoatomic ion channel activity
Source: RefSeq, a predicted model, not a curated record